Messenger RNA from Odocoileus virginianus texanus, 1642 nucleotides. Lineage: Eukaryota; Metazoa; Chordata; Mammalia; Artiodactyla; Cervidae. The record is from RefSeq and is a predicted model, not a curated record.
AUGCAGUACAAAGUGAGGGGCGUGCUAAGCUUCCUAUGUAACUUAACAUGGGGAAACCCGCCCUCCGAAGGUGGUAAGAUCUGUCUCCUCUAUACCUCUGCCAUAAUACCCUGUGCCGAGCACUCCAGAUUAAUCAGGAAUGUGCUGUUCCAGGGGUCCUUGUCAUUCAGAGACGUGGCUGUGGGCUUCACCCGUAAGGAGUGGCAGCAGCUGGACCCUACGCAGAGGACCCUGUACCGGGAUGUGAUGCUGGAGAACUACAGUCACCUGGUCUCCGUGGGGUGUCAAGUCACCAAACCAGCUGUGAUCUCCAGGUUGGAGCAGGGGCAAGAGCCAUGGAUGGAGGAGGAAGAGAUCCUGACAUGGAGCUUUCCAGAAGUCUCCCAAGUUGAUAGGCAACGGGAACACCGAGAGGAACGUCUGAAGCAAGUUGCAGCCCCAGACAAGAAACAACUGACCCCAGAAGAGCACCACGCACGUACCACAGUUGGAAAAAACACCGCUCAGGACACAGUCGUUGUCCCUUCAGAACAACAGGCCCCUCGGUGUGAGUCAUGUGGCGCCGCCUUGCCGGGUAAGGCGGACGUCACUGUCACUCCCAGCGCGUACCUUGCGAGGAGGAGGUUUGAAUACGAUGCACAGGGGAACCUGUUUCUCUACUCGAAGCUGGACGCUCCCCCUGCGGGGGCGCGCCCACGCCAAUGUAACCGGUGCCGAGAAGCUGUAAGCCGUGCCCAAGCUCUUAAUGCCGACCAAGGAACCCACAGUAACAAGGAACCCCGCAAACGCACCGCAGGCAGGAAAGGCCUCUCUCUCAAGUCAAGACUCACUACCCGUCAGAGAGUCCACAGGGCCAAGCCACCCUCAGGGCGGAACUACCAGCGGGGAGGUGGCCCGCCCAGGCAAACAUCCGGGAAAUCGGGCGGACCGGAAACGCCGCCGAAACAGGAAAUGCCGCCGAAACAGGAAAUGCCGCCGAAACAGGAAAUGCCGCCGAAACAGGAAAUGCCGCAGAAAGCUCUUGGGGGAGACGAGCCUGUGCAUCCCCCCAGGCCGUUCUAACUGGAGAGACGCCUUAAAUGUGUUCCGGCUGUGAGGAGCUCUCCCACAAGUCAAGCCUCAUCGAAUACCACAGAUGCCACACGGGAGAGAAGCCCUACCGUUGCCCAGAGUGUGGGAAGUACUUCUCCCAGAAGUCCUGCCUGAUCAUCCAUCAGAGAGCGCACACCGGGGAGAAGCCCUAGGGGUGCAUCCGGUGCUGCAAGGCCUUCUCGCAGAACUCUUGCCUCCUCAUCCACGUGAGGACCCACAUGGGCAGCAGGCCCUACGAGUGCUCCGCCUGCGGGAAGACCUUCACCCAGGAGGCGAACCUCCUCCGACACCACAGGAUUCACACCCGGGAGAAGCUGUACGGACAGGGUGAGACAAGGCUUUCAUCACGAAUUCCCAGCACUCUGAGGAACGUUAAAACCCUAUGGAUUUUGUGAACGUGGAAAACCCCUGCGCCGAGAAGUCCAGGGCCAACUGUGGGCAGAGCGUCACACCAAAGUGAAACCCUAGCAAUUUAGAGUCAGAAAAAGCUUAUUCUUUUUUUAAUUUUUUAAUCUUUUUGCCACACCGCCAUGGGAUGUAGGAUCUUAGU